Messenger RNA from Dreissena polymorpha, 2520 nucleotides. RefSeq lists its product as uncharacterized. Lineage: Eukaryota; Metazoa; Mollusca; Bivalvia; Myida; Dreissenidae. The record is from RefSeq and is a predicted model, not a curated record. The transcript is spliced from 6 exons. The coding region runs from base 54 to 797 and encodes 247 amino acids.
ACUUGGGGCAAAAACUACUUUUUUUUAGUUUCGUGUUCAGUUGUCUGUUAAAUAUGGGCACGGCUUCUAGCGUUCAGCCUCAGCAGGGCAUGCUCGCAAAUCCCAGAAUGGUUUACACUGACAACCUGUCAAAGAAAACGAAAAAGUCACUAAAGAUAGACACACCUGUCCUGAUUGACUUGAAGCACGGCUCCAUACGGUACAGAUAUGCAAAUGAUGGAAAGUCUGGCAACAUUUCAAAAAGUACAGAGCAGCCAUUUGAGGGAAAAGAAAAGAAGAACAAGGGGCACUACUUCUACCACCCACGUUUAAAUGACUUUAGUGAAAAAGCUGUAGUGGAUAGAGAAGAUCCACAGAAGUUCUUGUACGUGAUGAAAGGUCCCAACAGUGCUAAACAGAAGAAGGUGUUUUAUGUGUACGGACGUAGCUGGGAUGCCCAAGAUGGUCAGCUGGUCAAGCCUACACAGACGGUUGCCAUGGAAAAGGAUCCAAAUUGGCCUAUACGACAAAAUGCUAAUGAUGUUUACUAUAAUCUUACAUUCAUUCCGAUUGUUUCAGUUAAUGACCCCAUCCCUGGGAUACCCAACCGGUACCAAAUGGACUAUGCUGUAAAGAACACAGACACCGUGUUUGAUCUGAAGAAGAGGAUUGCACAUUGUAUCAUCAAAUCUACAAUCAAUGUCCAUGUCUGUUUUGAGUACAGGCUGAUAAGUGACCACCAGGUGAUAUCAGAGCUACUGCUGAGUGAAGAAACACAAGAGGCCCUCGGUGUGCAUCUGACCAUCAUGGAGCGCUAAUCUUGUGAAUCCAGUCGAAACAUGGCGCAGUCAUCUGGCUGACUUUCCUGCUGAUUAUGCAAUAUCCACAUGCGAGGAUCUUAAUUUAUAACCAUUCGUUCCAUGAACCUUUUGCUUUCUUUUCUUUUCUCAUAAUUUAAUAAUUUUAUUUAUUGUUAACAGUAAAGUGAAUCAAUUUUUGUGUUUACCCUUUUGUUAACAAAAUAAAUGAACUUCAAUAAGCACAAUUGUUGAGAAACAGUGUUGACCAAACCAUUCUCAAAAAAAGUACAAAAGGAAGAAUAUUCUUGAUAAAAAAAAUUGCAAAACUUCAUUUUUUAUUCUUACCUAGCAUUCACAAAAUAAAACUUCAACCAAGCUUUAUUUAAAGAUAUUUGUUCAUCUGAAAAGCAAAAAUGAAAUGCAGAAUUAUGGAAAAUUGGCAUUUUUUACAAUUGAGCAUACCAGUACAUGUAUUCCUUAUUUUUAAAAUGUUGAUGAUAAUUUGUUCUGCCUUUUACCGGUAGUUUAAAAAAUAUUAUCAAAGGUGAUAUAUUUUUGAUAGAUUUAUAAAUACCGGCCUGAGGGCACACAAAGGCUGAUAGUGAUUGCCAUUACUUAUCUGUGAUAUUUAUGUUCUUCUGUACACAUGUAUCAGUUCUUAUUUGUAACUAAAAUUGCUUUAAAGGCAGUUUCAGAUUAAUUCAAUUUGAUUUGAAUUAUUUUCCCCUUCAGUGCUUGGCAGGUAUGUGUAUUAGUGUUAAUACACAUACCUGAUGCUUGGUGGUUGAUUAUGUUACUGAUAAAAACAUUAUUAAAUCCAUAUUGUAAAGAAUACAUACAAAGCUGAGAGUUGGAUGACUUUGUUGGUCUGGUGUUGUAUACUACACCGUCUACACGGGCCUAUAUACUAGUAUUUAAUCCUCAAGACCUCUCCCAUAAGCACUGGUGUUGCCUCUGAUUCUGUCCUCAUUCUUUACUUUUGCUGUUAGUAGUGUUUUUCUGCUUAAAACAUAUUUUUUACAAUAUAUUGAUAUGUUUUCGUGUUCCUAAAGCUGCAUUUAUUCUUUUACUAUAAUUAUGUAAAUUUUAGUUAGUGUGUGCAUGCUACACUGUGGUCUUUUGAUUCAUCCAUAUUGUAUAUAUAUGCGUAGUUUGGUUUAGGUAAUGUUGACAUGUUUAGUUGAGUGAGAGCUCACCCCUGACACCAAUCUUACGAUCCCUUGAUUUCUGUCCGUAGAUGGUUUCAUAAAUUGAACCUAAUUGUCUGAUGUAGUUCAGGGACCUAAACAUGUGUUUGUAUAGGUCCCUGUGUAGUUCAACCAGUUUCCUCGAUGCGUUUAAAUGAAUAUAAACGUGUCCCAAAAGUAACAAUUGAAUUGCAUGCACUUGCUUCAGGACACUUUUUUAAGAGAAUUUCUGUAAUGAAACCAGAGUGGAAGAUUAUGAAUAACCUUCAUUACAUUAUUUUUAUGUUUUUACGCAUACAUUUUUUUGGUGUUGGGACCGAAUAGACAUUUACUCUUUAUAUACAUACAAUUGUAGUUUUACACAUUUUAUGUGUGCAUUUAUAAUAUUUUCUAUUGGUUUUAUCGCCAUGCUUCUUUGUUUGGAAUUUCUUUAAAUUAACCUGUAUAAAAUAUGCAUUUGGAUGGUAUGAGAGCUGGUCUCUUAAAGCAUUUUAAUGUGUACGUUGUUACUAAUAAAUAAUAGUUAUGUUACUAAUAAAUAAUGGUUAAGCCUU